AGGCAGGAGAGCAAGUUCCUCACCAGAUGUGCCUGCAGCUGGGAGGGGCGCCCCACAGCUCAGCGCCCUCAUCCUCUCUCCUUAGGUGUGCUUCAGUCUCCAGUUGACUCUCCCGGAGCAGAGCUGCGGCUCCUCUCUUCUGGACUCUGCCUCUGCCUGAAAGACCCACCAUGGGGAAACCCGCCAGGAAAAAGGCAAGCUCGCUGCUGCUGGUGCUGGCCACAGUGGCCCUGGUCUCCUCUCCAGGAUGGAGUUUUGCCCAGGGAACCCCAGCUACCUUUGGACCCAUCUUCGAAGAGCAACCCGUUGGCCUGCUAUUCCCAGAGGAGUCUGCAGAGGAUCAGGUGACACUGGCGUGCCGCGCCCGUGCUAGCCCUCCAGCCACCUACAGGUGGAAGAUGAAUGGCACGGAUAUGAACCUGGAACCUGGCUCCCGUCACCAGCUGAUGGGGGGCAACCUGGUCAUCAUGAGCCCCACCAAGACACAGGAUGCUGGUGUCUACCAGUGCCUAGCCUCCAACCCAGUAGGCACUGUGGUCAGCAAGGAGGCUGUCCUCCGCUUCGGCUUUCUACAGGAAUUCUCCAAGGAGGAGAGAGACCCCGUGAAAACUCAUGAGGGCUGGGGGGUGAUGCUGCCCUGUAACCCGCCUGCCCAUUACCCAGGUUUGUCCUACCGCUGGCUCCUCAACGAGUUCCCCAACUUCAUCCCAACGGAUGGGCGGCACUUCGUGUCCCAGACCACAGGAAACCUGUACAUCGCCCGGACCAAUGCCUCAGACCUGGGCAACUACUCUUGUCUGGCUACCAGCCACAUGGACUUCUCCACCAAGAGUGUCUUCAGCAAAUUCGCGCAGCUCAACCUGGCUGCGGAAGAUCCCCGACUCUUCGCUCCCAGUAUCAAAGCCCGGUUCCCCCCGGAGACCUACGCACUGGUUGGGCAGCAAGUCACCCUGGAGUGCUUUGCCUUUGGGAAUCCCGUUCCCCGGAUCAAGUGGCGCAAAGUGGAUGGUUCCUUGUCCCCUCAGUGGGCCACAGCUGAACCCACCCUGCAGAUCCCCAGCGUGAGCUUUGAAGACGAGGGUACCUAUGAAUGUGAGGCAGAGAAUUCCAAGGGUCGUGACACCGUCCAGGGACGCAUCAUCGUGCAAGCUCAGCCUGAGUGGCUAAAGGUGAUCUCAGACACAGAGGCCGACAUUGGCUCCAACUUACGUUGGGGCUGUGCAGCAGCAGGCAAACCCCGGCCCAUGGUGCGCUGGCUGAGAAACGGGGAACCUCUGGCCUCCCAGAACCGGGUGGAGGUCUCGGCUGGGGACCUGCGAUUCUCUAAGCUGAGCCUGGAGGACUCUGGCAUGUACCAGUGUGUGGCUGAAAACAAGCAUGGCACCAUCUAUGCCAGUGCUGAGCUGGCUGUACAAGCUCUGGCCCCAGACUUCAGGCAGAACCCUGUGAGACGGCUGAUCCCUGCAGCUCGAGGCGGAGAGAUCAGCAUCCUGUGCCAGCCUCGCGCAGCUCCAAAAGCUACAAUACUUUGGAGCAAGGGUACUGAGAUUUUGGGGAACAGUACCAGAGUGACUGUCACUUCCGAUGGCACCUUGAUCAUCAGAAACAUCAGCCGAUCGGAUGAAGGCAAAUAUACCUGCUUUGCUGAGAACUUCAUGGGCAAAGCCAACAGUACCGGGAUCCUGUCCGUGCGAGAUGCAACCAAGAUCACUCUGGCUCCCUCCAGUGCUGACAUCAACGUGGGUGACAACCUGACCCUACAGUGUCAUGCCUCGCACGACCCCACUAUGGACCUCACGUUCACCUGGACCCUGGAUGAUUUCCCUAUUGACUUCGAUAAGCCUGGAGGUCACUACCGGAGAGCCAGUGCGAAGGAGACCAUUGGGGACCUGACUAUCCUCAACGCCCAGCUACGCCAUGGAGGGAAGUACGCAUGCAUGGCCCAGACUGUGGUAGAUGGUACAUCCAAGGAGGCCACAGUCCUGGUCCGAGGUCCCCCAGGUCCCCCAGGGGGUGUGGUGGUGAGAGACAUCGGAGACACGACCGUUCAGCUGAGCUGGAGUCGUGGCUUUGACAACCACAGCCCCAUUGCCAAGUACACGCUGCAAGCUCGUACUCCACCCUCGGGGAAAUGGAAGCAGGUUCGGACCAAUCCUGUGAAUAUCGAGGGUAAUGCCGAGACUGCCCAGGUGCUGGGUCUCAUGCCUUGGAUGGACUAUGAGUUUCGGGUUUCAGCUAGCAACAUCUUGGGCACUGGGGAGCCCAGCGGGCCUUCCAGCAAAAUCCGCACCAAGGAAGCAGUCCCCUCAGUGGCACCAUCGGGACUCAGUGGAGGGGGAGGAGCCCCUGGAGAGCUCAUCAUCAACUGGACUCCCAUGUCACGGGAGUACCAGAACGGAGACGGCUUCGGCUACCUGCUGUCCUUCCGCAGGCAAGGCAGCUCCAGCUGGCAGACCGCCCGGGUGCCUGGCGCUGAUGCCCAGUACUUCGUCUACAGCAAUGACAGCAUCCAGCCCUACACACCCUUUGAGGUCAAGAUCCGAAGCUACAAUCGCCGGGGGGAUGGGCCCGAGAGCCUCACUGCGUUAGUGUACUCAGCAGAGGAAGAGCCCAGGGUGGCCCCUGCCAAGGUCUGGGCCAAGGGGUCCUCAUCCUCAGAGAUGAACGUGAGCUGGGAACCUGUGCUACAAGACAUGAACGGCAUUCUCCUGGGAUAUGAGAUUCGCUACUGGAAAGCCGGGGACAACGAAGCAGCCGCUGACCGAGUGAGGACAGCAGGGCUAGACACCAGUGCCCGAGUCACUGGCCUGAACCCCAACACCAAAUACCACGUAACCGUGAGGGCCUACAACCGGGCCGGCACUGGACCCGCUAGCCCUUCAGCUGAUGCCAUGACCGUAAAGCCCCCGCCACGGAGACCUCCUGGCAACAUCUCCUGGACUUUCUCAAGCUCCAGUCUCAGCCUUAAGUGGGACCCUGUGGUUCCUCUCCGAAAUGAAUCUACGGUCACUGGUUACAAGAUGCUGUAUCAGAAUGACUUGCACCCAACUCCUACGCUCCAUCUCACCAGCAAGAACUGGAUAGAAAUACCAGUACCCGAAGACAUUGGCCACGCUCUGGUACAGAUUCGAACCACAGGGCCUGGAGGGGAUGGGAUCCCAGCAGAAGUCCACAUUGUGAGAAAUGGAGGCACAAGCAUGAUGGUGGAGAGCGCCGCCGCCCGCCCUGCCCAUCCCGGACCUGCGUUCUCCUGCAUGGUGAUAUUGAUGCUCGCUGGCUACCAGAAGCUCUGAUCUCAACACUGCCCGCCACGCCCAAGCUGGACACCCACCCUAACAGACACAGCGGCUGACCACAGCCCCCCUCCAAAGGUGGUCCAACACUGUGCCUGAGUGUGGUUGGCUUAGACACCUACUCCCAACAGUACCCUUUAUGUAGGAGGUAGGAUAUUCCUAUUCUGCCACAGGAUAGAACCAUGCGAGGAAAUUUUCUUUAAGUCAAGAGGCACUGGGCAGUGACUUCCAUGAUAAUAGUACUAGGCCUAAUGCCUGGACCCCUUGGGGUCCUGGUCAAAAGGAACGGGCCUUUGAUUAAGCAGAUGGCCCUUUGGGGCCACAAGUGGGCACUGCCAUCUGAGAUCAGAGUACCAGGCCCAGCAGGAACAUGGGCAGCAGUGGGCUAUCGUUUUCCCUCUAUGAAGCAGAGGGACCUCUUCUAGUCCUCGCUGGAGAAGCACCAUGGUUAGUCCCAACAUGGUUUUCCAUGACACCCUGGCAGUCCCGCUUCCUCAGUAGCCAAGGACAAGGCCCUGGGUUACUGGGGAUAGAAGCUCAAAAGGGUUGAGAGGCUACCCCACCCAAUGGAAAGGGGCACCAGCCUAAGGCCCAUUCGCCAUCUUGGUGGCACUGCCCUCUCAGCCAGCACUGCCAAGCCAAUCCUGUCAUCCUCCAGAUGGAAUGGCGGAGUGACAGGGCCACUUCAGGUGGCUAUGUGACUAAAGGGCUUGCCUCGAGGAGUUGCCUUGCCUCAUCAAGAUGCUUCCUUCAUGGACCCUCCAGGGUACGGGCAGGAGAUGUCCAUCUGAAUGCUACUCUCUUCCCUUCAGCUCUGCUGCAAACUUGUGCCUGCCUCCACCUCCCACAACUGCAGGCCCCAGAAAUCAGCUCUCAACACAGCAUCCAUUCUUUGUCCUGGGAUAGAGAGGCAUCCGAGAAGGGCCAGCAUCAAAGUGGCCCUGCCUGCUUCCAGGAAUAUCCUCCAUCACCUGGCCACACCUGCUCCCCAGAACUGCCUGGACUACUCUCUUGAGUCCCCACAAGAAAAAGGGUUAAUAAGGGGGGGUGGCCUGACUUGAGUUCUGGGUAGUUACCAGGGAUAGACCAGACUACGGGAGCUGAAGAAGCCUUAUAACUUGACUUAUCCGUACCCUACACUUAACAGACGAGGAAAUGGAGGUGCAGAAAGGGUUAGGGACUUCAUGGGGGUCACAUGGUCUGUAAGGACAAGGCAUGGUCAGCACAGGUCUCCUCCCCACCUGUGGGAGGCUCUGUAGAGGGAGGGAGGAUGUUGAGCAGUCACAGUCUGUCCUCUAGGACUCUGGAGGAGGAGCCCUCUGCUUCAAGAGGUUCUGGCUGGUGAGAUGGACGAAUGAGCUCUGACCAAGGCACAAGCAGAUUCCAGGAGUCAAUGGCCUGGGGCAGCCUUCUGCUGGGAACUCCGCAGGGAGCACUGGCUGGAAGCCUCUCAGGCUCGCUCAUUUCAAGAAGAGGCCAAAGCAAGGACAGAGUUCCUUAGACCAGGACCCAGCAGCAGCACGACCAGAAAACCCCAGUGUCCACGCCCUCAGCCCACGGGAGCAGAGCAGGCAUUUCAAGAUGCACUUGCCCUGCUGCUCCUUAGGCCAUUUCUGUAGUUUACAGUUAGAGCUCUAUUUUGUUAUGGGUUUUUAAACUUCAAGCCUUGCUCUGUUUUUCUGGGCGGGUUUAUGUUAUGUAUUUACCCACUACAAUUUUUUAAAGAUGUACACUCACGUACCUUUCCCCUACCACCUCCA
Molecule: messenger RNA, 5053 nt
Organism: Rattus rattus (black rat)
Lineage: Eukaryota; Metazoa; Chordata; Mammalia; Rodentia; Muridae
Gene: Cntn2
Product: contactin 2
Exons: 22
Coding region: 171-3293 (1040 amino acids)
Biological process (GO): cell-cell adhesion; brain development
Molecular function (GO): cell-cell adhesion mediator activity
Source: RefSeq, a predicted model, not a curated record